This is a messenger RNA of Dama dama (fallow deer), 1548 nucleotides long. RefSeq names its product makorin ring finger protein 3 (gene MKRN3). Gene Ontology annotation, biological process: protein polyubiquitination. The record is from RefSeq and is a predicted model, not a curated record. NCBI's taxonomy places the organism in Eukaryota, Metazoa, Chordata, Mammalia, Artiodactyla, Cervidae. Gene Ontology annotation, molecular function: metal ion binding; ubiquitin protein ligase activity.
AUGCACAGCUCCAAGGGAAGAGUCCCGGAGCUGGCUCGUGGCCUCCGGGCCUCAAGCCUGAAAGGAAGACACACCGGGGAAGUUCCGGUACCAUUCUGGGGAGUAAAAGCUGCCAUGGAAGAGCCUGCAGCUCCCAAAGAACCCCACGAGGCAGCUGGGGCCUCUAGGGGUACCGAGGCAGCAGGGGAGGGCACCCCACGGCCCACCCUCCCGGUGCGCCCUGUCUCCCGGUGGUCCUCGGCUCCAGGCCCAACCCCGUUCCGCCCGUCACGUCUGAGGCCUGCCCAAGCCUCAUGGGGAGGGGCCGGGCCCAGCUGGCUGCAGAGCCGGAGCACUGGCAGCUGGACAAAGCAAGUCGUCUGCAGGUAUUAUCUGCAUGGGCUGUGCAAGGAGGGGGAGAACUGCCGAUACUCCCACGACCUCUCGGGCCGGCAGGUGGCCGGGGAGGGCCCUGGCUCGCAGCCCCAGGCCUCUGCAGACAGCGGCCCUAGCACGGCUGCGCACAUGGAGCCCCUGCCUCAGCAAGUGGCGGAAGCCCCACCUGCUGCUUCCUCACGCUCCUUGCCUGUGAUUGGCUCAGCUGCUGAAAGGGGUUUGUUUGAAGCCGAGACAGAUAAUGCAGGCCUUGAAGCUGCCAGAGGAGCAGGUGUGGAAGGCUGGGAGAAUGCCGUUGAAUUUGUUCCCGGGCAACCCUACCGGGGCCGCAUGGUCCCUUCUGUCUCCGAGGCUCCUCUGCAGAGCUCGGUGACUGAGAGUGGGCAGAUUGUCUUGGGCAUGGGGAGGCAACUUUGCCGCGAUGCUAUCGCGGGGCAGUGCUUUCGUGGGCAGGACUGUGUUUAUCUCCAUGGAGAUAUAUGUGAUAUGUGUGGGCUGCCGGUCUUGCACCCAUUGGAUGGUGCCCAGAGGGCAGACCAUGUAAAGGCCUGCAUUGAAGCACACGAAAAGAAUAUGGAGCUCUCGUUUGCCGUGCAGCGCAGUGCGGACAAAGUGUGUGGCAUCUGCAUGGAGGUUGUCUAUGAGAAAGCCAACCGGAAUGAUUGCCGCUUUGGCAUCCUCUCCAGCUGCAAUCACACCUACUGUCUUAAGUGUAUCCGCAGGUGGAGAAGUGCCAGACAAUUUGGGAGCAGGGUUAUCAAGUCCUGCCCUCAGUGCAGGGUCAUGUCCACCUUUGUCAUUCCCAGUGAGUACUGGGUGGAGGAGGAAGAAGAGAAGCAGAAACUUAUUCAACAGUACUUGGAGGCUUUGAGUCACAAGACCUGCAGGUAUUUUGCUCGAGGCAGGGUCUGCCCAUUUGGAGAGAACUGUUUUUACAAACAUGUGUAUCCUGAGGGCCAGGGCGAGGAGCCUCAGCGGCAGGGUGCUGAGGCGUCUGGUACUUGCCAUUGGGAACCUUUGGAGCCUCUGCAGGUGGGAGAGGGCAACAUGCCCUUUAAAAGCAGUAGAAAAGAGCUUGUCAUGCUUUGGCUGGCCAAUCUGUUGUGUAAGUGUUUUCACCAGGAGUUAUGCGCUCCCCUUCACAGAGGUCUGGUGGGACUUGCUUCAUUGUGA